Molecule: messenger RNA, 1079 nt
Organism: Eriocheir sinensis (Chinese mitten crab)
Lineage: Eukaryota; Metazoa; Arthropoda; Malacostraca; Decapoda; Varunidae
Exons: 3
Coding region: 40-600 (186 amino acids)
Source: RefSeq, a predicted model, not a curated record
GGCUAGAAAACCGUACCUACCUUCGUAAAUAUAUAAAGGAUGUAUAAAGGAAUUGUACUGUACUGUAGUCAUGCCCUGCCUGUGAUUCUUCUGUCUCUUCCCUGCUGCAGGAUAAUGUCUGAGGGCGGCAGUCGGGGCGACAUGGCAAUGAGGGUGAUCGCGAAAGUCCACAGGCCGGGGGUCACGCCGGAGGAGAUGGCGGCCGGCUACGACGAGUGGUCCGAGAACUACGAGGAGAUGAUGAUCUGGAAAGGCGGGUACCGUGGCCCCGCCAUCACGCUGGAGGAGGCGCUGCGUUGGGUACCCCCGGAGCGGCGAGCUAAGGCCAGGGUGCUGGACGUGGCCGCUGGGACGGGCUGCGUGGGCCGCGAACUCCACCGGGAAGGCUUCAGGCACAUAGACGCUGUGGACCCGUCGGAGGGCAUGAUGAAGCAACGGGAGACUGGCAUCUAUACCAACGACUUCCUGGAGUUUAUCGGCAGCGGACACUCCACCGUGCCCAAAGGUAUUAGUGAUUUGUUUUUUUACAUCAAAGGACACGGCUCAAGUUCAACAAGAGUACAAAAAAAAAAAAAAGUCCGCUACUCGCCGCUCCCAUAAAAGAUUAAAGUAAAGAGUAGCCAAAAGAGAGGUCAAUUUCGAGUGGAGAGGUGUCUUGAUACACUCUUCUUGAAAUAAGUCAAGUCAUAGGCAGGAGGAAAUACAGACGAAGGAAGGUUGUUCCAGAGUUUACCUCUUGCAUAAGGGUUUUGGAUAGUAUAGGGAUGAGCAUGAGUAGAAAGUCGUGUGCAGCGGGGCCGCGGGAGGGAGGGAGGCUGCAGUAAGCAUGUUCAGAAGAGCAGUCAUCAUGAAUAUAUCGAUAGAAGAUAGAAAAAGAGGCAACAUAGCGGCGGAAUUUAAGAGGUAGAAGGUUGUCAGUAAGAGGAGGAGAGCUGAUGAGACGAAGACCCUUAGACUCCACUCUGUCCAGGAGAGCUGUGUGAGUGGAAUUAUUGUUAUUGUUGUUGUUUCAUAUUUAAAGAUUAAUAUACGUAUUUUUCUUAUACAUCUCUCUCUCUCUCUCUCUCUCUCUCUCUCUC